AUGGGCAAGACAGUUAGUCCUUUUAGCUCGUCGCUAAGCGAGGUUGGUGCGCGGGAUAGCGGUAUAACGGUUUCCAAUAGUGACGAAUCUCAGCCUUCGAACCUAUACAGAAUGGAUUACCCGCCACGUCUUCCAUUAAACCUAUCUUUCGAGAUCUCUGCCCGUUUCUUCGCGGGUGCCUCCGGAGUAGAGAUACACGCAAGCAUGGAGGGUAGCAGCACUUCGGCUCUAAUCCCUGGACCCCGUGAGAAAUUGAGUGCGCGUUCGGUUGGUCCUGGGAUAUCCACGCUGAAAGAUGUCUAUGAAUGA
Molecule: messenger RNA, 309 nt
Organism: Protopolystoma xenopodis
Lineage: Eukaryota; Metazoa; Platyhelminthes; Monogenea; Polystomatidea; Polystomatidae
Source: the annotation of a GenBank genome assembly